UUUAUUGCGAAUUUCACAUAUGAUGAUACAAAUGAGUUUAUAGUAAAUUUUACAGAGGAACCCGGUGACCCUGCCGAUGAAGCAACUAAAUAUCUUCUCAUAUCUUACAACAAGACUAAAAAGGAACGCGACGUAUUUCAAAUUAACUUUGCAGAUUCCAUUUCCACGACUAAAUUCCAAAAAACUGAUAUUGAGGAUGUCGAGAUAGAAAUAGAUAAUGAAGGAAAACCCAUUACAAUAUUAUUUCGCAACGCUAGUAUCAAGAUGGCAAACAUACUAAAAUAA
Molecule: messenger RNA, 285 nt
Organism: Acaulospora morrowiae
Lineage: Eukaryota; Fungi; Glomeromycota; Glomeromycetes; Diversisporales; Acaulosporaceae
Source: the annotation of a GenBank genome assembly